Molecule: messenger RNA, 3055 nt
Organism: Tigriopus californicus
Lineage: Eukaryota; Metazoa; Arthropoda; Copepoda; Harpacticoida; Harpacticidae
Exons: 9
Coding region: 705-2930 (741 amino acids)
Biological process (GO): G protein-coupled receptor signaling pathway
Cellular component (GO): membrane
Molecular function (GO): G protein-coupled receptor activity
Source: RefSeq, a predicted model, not a curated record
ACCUACAGGGCUCAACCGUGUCCCUUGUUGCUCAAGUGCUUGUACCGAAAGUGGUCCCGAGAAAAGUGAGCAGGUUUUUUCACUCCAACUUGUUGCUGAAGAUAUCACCAGCCCUAUUGUGCUUACGAGAUGGCAACUCUCGUUGAUCGUCAGUAUCUGGAUUGACUUGAUUUUUAAUUCUCCUGGAUUGAGCUCGUCGUUGAUGGGGAAUCAGUUGGAUUUUUGAUAUGUUCCAUCAGACAUGAUGAACGCCUGAGGUCAAUCUUAGGGUGGUUUUCUCUUUUCUUUAUUUUGUUAAUUACUUUACUGAAACUACAGUUCCUGAGCUUGAGUGGAACUUUCUUUCCAAAAGAAUUAGCCUUCUUCUGGUGGUAAACAAAGAAGAUGAGGAUCAAGAAAGACCCUUCAACAAGAAUUAGGGCCUUCGUUUAACUUUCUUCAGCGUUCUUCUUCUCAAUCUUUCCGAAGCCCGAUUGAUUAGACCUUGUAUUGGGUGUUACGAAAAUUUUGCAAUGUCCACUCAUAGCCGGAAUAUGAUGACAUCGACGAAAAGGCAAUGAUUGGGCUCAUUCCAACAUCCCUUGGUGAUCAACUGACUAGAUGUUUUUGUAGGCCCAAGGGCGAGUGUCGUCAACCAAGACGUUCCACGAUCACUCAAAGUGGCUUGGUCUCGUGCAGAAUGGAGUUGAGAUGAUACGAAAGUGAUGCUCAGCGUUGUGAUCGCACUUUCCCUCACCCUGAUAUCCCUGAUCGGAUUGAUUUUCAACCUGGUCAUCGUGAUUGCUCUUUGUUUAUCCAAACGGCUCGCUGUUCCGGCUAAUUUGCUCAUUCUUCAUUUGGGCGUGAUCCAUGUUCAAUUUUGUGCUGCCUUCUUAUUAGUGGCUUCGCCCUCACUGCUACGAGGAAGUGGGACAUUCUUGGGAUUCUCUGUCAUUUGUUCCAUUCAAGGCUUCAUCACGACGACCAACUAUCCAAUUAUGAUUUGGAAUCUCUCAGGAAUUCAUUUGGAUCGGUUCGCCUCUAUUGCCUAUCCUCUCAGAUAUACCAAUUUCGUGACUCGUUCGCGAAUAAUAUCUUACAUGGCCUUUGCCUGGGUCAAUGUCAUGGUGGCCAGUGUGCCUACGGCCUUUGGAUUUCCAGGUCUGGAAUACCGCACCACGUUUGGCACCUGUGUUCCGGCUUACUCUCAGAAUUUGUACUUCCCCGUGCUUUAUUCCUCCUUGGGGCUCAUUGUGCCUUUCAGUAUCAUCCUCAUAGUGAACCUUCGCAUUGUUCGCAUUGCCAAAUACCACCAGUUUCGAAUUGCUAACGCCCUCUUGGGCAUGUCCUUUCCACCCACGGAACAAUCCCAAGUUCGUCUCAAGCAGAGAGAGUCCUUGAAAAAGUUUGAGGGCAUGAAGGGGGUCUUGGCCGUGACUCGAUUGGUGGGCUCUCUCACCAUAUUGUAUGCGCCCUUUGUCACUAUGAUUAUGGUCGAGUCCAUCACGAAACGGGAAAUAGACCCUUGGUUGGGAAAUCUCUGCCUCAUCUUAGUAAUGGUCAGUCCAAUUUACAACGGCAUUGCCUAUGGUCUCAAAAAUAAGGAUGUGAUGGGAGUUUUGACGAACUUUGUGCGGAAAGAGUACUACAAGAAUGAAAUUCAACAAGAGAUUCGUUUACGUAGUCCGGGUCCACCCUCCUCACGAGCAUCCAUGCAUAACAUCUUUGGCCAACUCUCUCAAGUGCCCAUGCUUAAAAGACACAUCUCUUCCACCUCAAUGACACCGGAUUUGGGCAACCGAGCAUUCCGAUCCUCGUCCACUUUCCACAUUCCCAGUGACCAAUUGGCUUGUCUGAAGCGCAACCAAGUCAACCAGAACCACAGAAACUUUAAUGCAUCUUCGAUGAAUGUCAACCAAGAGGACUUUCAAAGUGCUCUGGUCAUCCCCAAACCCAUGCAAGGCCGACCUCCGCCAUUACAACGCCAUACAUCAGACCUCACUUGGCGUAUCAAACGUAUUCAAGACGCUGAGAAUGCGAGAAUUGGCCUAGAACCUAUGGAACGAGGCUCUUCUGAGGAGGAUGAGCACGAUGAGGUCCACCAAUAUUCGAUUCCAGUGUCUCGACAAAGUUCGGGAAACUCGCUGGGCGUGCCGGGUCAACCUCGUCUGGAUCGCAUUUCCACCGGCGACGGCGACGACGACGACAACGACGAGGAUGCUAUUAUCAUCAAGACUGAGGAGAAUAACCAUCGAAAUGCGAAGGAGAACAAAGCUCCCCGGGAAAAUGGAUCCGUUACAUUUGAGAACUUCAAUUUCAUUUCAAAGAAAAUAUACCAAUUAGCCAAAAUGGACCGUCGAAACCCAAAGCCAACAAAAAUAAUCCCUAAAAUAGCUAAGGAUGUACCACUUGCAAGAGUGACAAUGGUAAACAAUGAAGAUUCGGAUGCCAGCUCGGACUUUGUUCCAAUGGACAACAGCGAUUCCGAAGGGUGUGGUAACAGUUUAGACUCGACGAGUAACUCUAGGAAGGGCUCAAUUAGUAGUGGUAGUAAAAAGACAAGUGGAGUAACAUCUAGUAGGUUGAUGUCUACUACAUUCAAAUCAUUGUGGCAUUCUUCCCAUCGCUUCAAUAAGGAUCGUCCCCGAAUCACCAUCACUCGUGUCCCAACCAUUGAUCAAUCGAGUCUUGAGUUCUUGUAUCCCGAAAUUUCAAAUAUUCCAACCAAAGUAACGGGUACAGUGACCGUCCAUAGAGAGCCGCCCAAAAAGGCUCCUUGGCCGAAUAAGCCGGAUACUUCGUUACAAAAUGACACAAUUCACGAAACCUCGUAUAAUGAAGACACAGAGAGCGACCAAAGCGAAAAGAACAACAUGGAAGAGCUGGAGAACGUACAAGAGCAGGAAGAGGAGUUGGAACUUCCGGAGGAUCCCGUGGAUGAGAUCCAUUGAGUUUAGACAUGGUUUAUAUUGAGUCUCAUACGUACAUUGUAACCCUUCAGCUGUUGUAAGAAUUGAAAGUGGUAAUAAUGCUAGAUAGAUGUCGUAUCUAGCUAAAUAAAUGGAAUUUACGCGUC